Molecule: messenger RNA, 304 nt
Organism: Astrephomene gubernaculifera
Lineage: Eukaryota; Viridiplantae; Chlorophyta; Chlorophyceae; Chlamydomonadales; Astrephomenaceae
Source: the annotation of a GenBank genome assembly
CCUGUUCUUGCGGCGAAUCCGAAUAUACAGCGUGGAGGCUUACAACCGGGAUUUCGAGCUGCUGGUUCGUGCGUACGACAAGAAGGAGGUGGCACCGAUGGAGGCGGGCAAGACGGACGGAUACCGCAAGACCCUGAGCAGAAAUCCCUCCCUCACACUCCGCUGCACCAUGGACCGCUGGCGGGUGGUGUCCAGUCCGCAGAUGAAGGCGCUGGUGCACUUCUUCGUGGACUACAACCUGGGCCGACUCAACGUCCUGCAGCUGCAGCAGCAGCGUCGCUUCCCCGAUUCACAGCAGCAGCAG